Molecule: messenger RNA, 1002 nt
Organism: Mytilinidion resinicola
Lineage: Eukaryota; Fungi; Ascomycota; Dothideomycetes; Mytilinidiales; Mytilinidiaceae
Exons: 1
Coding region: 175-1002 (275 amino acids)
Source: RefSeq, a predicted model, not a curated record
CUUUGAAUACGAGAUUACGAGAAAUGGAUCACGGCUGUGGCGUUCGCGACCAACAUAGGUAGUAUAUGCUCUUUGGCACAUCUGUUCUAUGCAUCUUCAAUCCGUACGCUUUAUCACAUCACAACGCCAUCAAUGUAUACGUAGGCCCAGUCCACAUUGGAUGCUCCAUCCAAGAUGACUUCGGCAGUCCAGCUCAAAGGCAUGAACGACGGCCUCGAACGUCGCCACUCAACCGGACCAACAUCUACAAGCACCACUCUAUCGCCCUACACCGCAACGAACUCCACCACAGCCCACCGACAAUCCACCUCCGCCAUCGACCUGAGCCACAGCCCUUCAAACGACGAAUCCCCAUCUGACUACGAAACCCAACCUCAAGACUCCCCUAGCUUCGCACCCACCCACACCUUCUGGAUAACCCCACACAGCCUCUUCACACGCUCCAUCCCCGUCUACGACCUAACAUCGGGCAUUUCAACCCCCUACACAGGCCUGUCCCCAGCCUACAAAGCGGCAGUCCAAAAAGCGCUAAAAGACCACUGCCCGACCCCCUGCUACACCCUCACGCGCCAAAACUGGCUCGGCCUCCGCUACACCAUCACUGAUGUCGCUAGUGUCCCUGUUGCUGAAUGGAAGCACCCUUGGUCCUCCGUCGGCGAAGCCCUGCUCACAUUCCCGGCCGACAGUACGCACAGCACGCACGCGGUGGCGCUGCGGAACAAGCGGUGGGGUCGCCGCACCGAAACAUUUGUAAUGGAUUCGGUGACGUAUGAGUGGGCGAGCGAUAGCUUGCUUGUGUCGCAGUACAUGACGCUGUAUAAGGUGCUUGGCAGCCAGCGGGCCGAGGUGGGAAAGUUUGCGGCGAAGCGAUGGGGGGGUUGGAGCACGGGGGGUACCUUUGUUGUAGAUACGAAUGAAGUCGAUGAGUUGGUUGCUGUAUUGAGCCUGGCGGUAGUGUUGAAAAAGAAGCGUCAGAGAGCUGCCAAGCGUCACGGGGCCUAA